This is a messenger RNA of Larimichthys crocea (large yellow croaker), 1877 nucleotides long. RefSeq names its product ZPR1 zinc finger (gene zpr1). Bases 166 to 1506 code for a protein of 446 amino acids. Gene Ontology annotation, cellular component: nucleus. NCBI's taxonomy places the organism in Eukaryota, Metazoa, Chordata, Actinopteri, Sciaenidae. The record is from RefSeq and is a predicted model, not a curated record. Gene Ontology annotation, molecular function: zinc ion binding. The transcript has a single exon.
AGGACACCGACCGCCUCCGUAGAAGAAAAGCAUGCGGAAGACGCUAGACCAACGUGUCUGUGCGCAGGUGAGGAUCUCCGGGCUGACGUCUAGAAACUUCCAGAGGGAGAGGUGAGGUGUCUGUAAACAGUCUGUCCACAGAGGGAGAGGUACACAACGCUGAAAAUGUCCGUCAUCUCCGAGCAAAGUGUGCGAGGCGGGAGCGUGUUCAAGGAGCUCAGCGUCGAGGACGAAGACUGGGAGCCCACAGAGAUCGAGAGCCUGUGUAUGAACUGCUACCAGAACGGCACGACACGCUUACUGCUCACCAAGAUACCUUUCUUCAAAGAGAUCAUCGUCAGCUCGUUCAGCUGCGCCCACUGCAGCUGGUCAAACACCGAAAUCCAGUCCGCGGGCCGGAUCCAGGACCAGGGCAUUAGUUACACACUCAAAGUCAAGUCAAAACAAGACCUGAACCGGGAGGUUGUCAAAGCAGACAGUGCAACCACCAGGAUCCCCGAGCUGGAUUUCGAAAUCCCUGCCUUCACACAGAAAGGUGCGCUAUCCACCAUUGAGGGUCUUUUGGAUCGAGCAGUUGCAGGUUUGGAGCAAGAUCAACCUGUCAGGCGUGCUGCUGACCCCGGGGUGGCUGACAAGAUCGAUGAAUUCAUCGAGAAGCUGAAGAAGUUAAAAGAGGUUCAGGAUGAAUUCACAGUGGUGAUCGAGGAUCCGUCCGGCAACAGUUUUGUGGAGAAUCCGGUCGCCCCUCAAAGAGAUGAGGCGCUCAUUGUGACCCGGUUCAAGCGGACGGUCCAGCAGGAUAUACAGCUGGGACUAAAGGCUGAGGAUGACUUGGAUGAAGACAAAGAAGAACCGGCUGAGAACAACCUGGAGGCCAUGAGGAAUGAGGUUUUGGUCUUUAACACCAACUGCCCAGAGUGCAACGCGCCAGCCUCAACCAACAUGAAGCUCGUCCAGAUCCCUCACUUCAAGGAAGUCAUCAUCAUGGCCACCAACUGCGACAGCUGUGGCCACCGGACCAACGAGGUGAAAUCAGGCGGAGCCACAGAGGACCUGGGCACCAAAAUCACCCUCCACGUCACAGACUCUUCAGACAUGACCCGAGACGUGCUCAAAUCAGAGACCUGCUCCGUCGCCAUCCCGGAGCUGGAGUUUGAGCUGGGGAUGGCAGCCGUCGGUGGAAAGUUCACCACCUUGGAGGGGCUGCUGAAAGACAUCAAGGACUUGAUCGUCUCCAAAAACCCCUUCAUCUGCGGAGACAGUGUCACUACGGAGCGGGUUGAGAAGCUGAAAGCGUUUGGGGACAAGAUAGAGAAGAUCAUGGCUGGAGAAAUGAAUGUACACAUUAUCCUGGACGACCCGGCGGGGAACAGCUAUUUGCAGAAUGUGUACGCUCCGGAGUCAGAUCCUGAAAUGACUACUGAGAAGUACACCCGCUCAUUUGAGCAGAACGAAGACCUCGGCCUGAAUGACAUGAAGACCGAGGGGUAUCACGAGGAAAAAUGAACUGCCAGCACAAGUUUAAAGGACUAAUGAGUCGAUAAUGUCUUGUCAAAAACCCAGUGUAUUAAUAUCGCUCGAUAUUUUCUCAUAUUUUCAGUUUAAGAACUGGGUUUAUAAUGAAUAAGAAGAAUUCUAAGUUGUCUAAAUGUAUAUUAAAUAUAAACUAAACAACACAUGAGUAACUUCAUUUGUUCAAAUGGUUGCUGCUCCUCUUUAUUUAUUGCAUUCUUGUGACAUCCCAGAAGAUGGCGCUCUGUUGUUUUUGAUUAAGAGGCUUCUUUUCUCUCAGAGGACCACACACUGUGUGUGACAGAUUAAUCUUUUUAUACACCUGAAAGCAUGACAUCAUCUCAAUAAAGUGCUAUCUAAAUUGA